UUUUAACAACAAGGAAGAAGCCGUUUGCACCAAAGAACAUACAGCGGUUUUUUUUAUUUUUACAACGUUUAUAAUCAGUGAUUUAUGUUUAACGUUCUUUAUUCUUCUUUUAAGUUUUCCUUGUCUUGAAUGCAGUAUUACAUGUUAAUAGAUAAUUUGGUUGUUAUUAAAUGUUCGAAACCUGACUAGAUACUUUUAUCUGGCAACAAUUCCUGCAGAAACCACAACAAUGAGCGCGCUUAGAAAAAGAGGAAGCGUUCUUGUUGUCCUUUAUUACGUCGGGAGUUUUCACGUCCUUUUCGGAUACAAUGUAUCCAGAGAAGAGCAGCACGAUCUCAGCUUGAACAGGAAAUGGACCAUACAGAACUCAAAUGGGUCUCUGUCGCUUCCUGCAGAGGUACCGGGGUGUGUACACUCUGCUCUCCUGAAACAGGGCUUUAUCAAGGAUCUCUACUUCAGGUUCAAUGAUAUAGCAUACAGGUGGAUCGCUCUUGACAACUGGACAUACACGACUACAUUUUCUGCCUCAACAGAGCUAAGGGCUAAACAAAGAGUCCAGCUGGUGUUUGAAGGAGUGGACACUGUAGCAUCCAUUCUGAAUGGAGUUGUUGUGGGAAAGACAGACAACAUGUUCCGCAGAUAUGACUUCAGCGUAGGCCAGUUGUUGAGGGAGGGGGAGAACGUUGUGAAGGUGAGCCUCCUCUCCCCUGUCGUGUACACCUCAGAGAGGAGUCAGGCUCACUUCUCCUACAGCGUGCCCCCUGACUGUCCUCCACCCGUCCAGAAGGGAGAAUGUCACGUCAACUUUAUCAGAAAGGCUCAGAGUUCCUUCAGCUGGGACUGGGGACCGUCAUUCCCAACCCUGGGGCUGUGGAAGGGUGUUCAUCUGGAGGCCUUUGAUGUGCUGCGCCUAAUCCAUCUCUCUACUGUACCAGUCUAUAACUCCUCUCUGUCUCAGUGGGUGGUAACGGUGGAAGUGUUGGUUGAUGCUGUGGAGGAGACGAAAGUCCAGGUCAACCUCUCUCUGAUGGAGCUGUCGACGGAACAAACCUUCAUGGUGGUGUUUCCAUCUGGGCAGAGCAAGAACACCUUGAGCCUCCAUGUCAACACCAGUAACCAGGUGAAGCUGUGGUGGCCCAUUGGCCAUGGUGAGCAGCACUCCUAUCAUCUCAGUGUGAGAGGAACCAUGCUGGAGCGAACAGCCAUACUCAGGACAGACACACAGGUGUAUUUCCGUACAGUAGAGCUGGUCCAGGAGCCAAUCGCUGGUUCCCCUGGGCUGAGUUUCUACUUCCGGGUCAACAAGAAGCCCAUCUUCCUGAAGGGGUCAAACUGGAUCCCAGCUCACGCCCUUCAGGACCUGGUCAGCCCUGCUGAUGUGAGGAACCUUCUACAGUCAUCCGUAAGCGCUAAUAUGAACGCUCUCAGGGUCUGGGGGGGAGGAGUCUAUGAGCAGGACAUGUUCUACUCUCUCUGUGAUGAGAUGGGGAUCAUGAUCUGGCAGGACUUCAUGUUUGCCUGUGCCAUGUACCCCACUGAGCCUGACUUCAUAGAGACGGUUCAAGAGGAGGUUGUCCAACAGGUGAGGCGCUUAAAGUCCCACCCCUCGGUCAUCGUGUGGAGUGGGAACAACGAGAAUGAGGCGGCCCUGGCCACUAAUUGGUUCGGCAUCCCCGUUGCCCAGCAACCCCGGUACCAUAGAGACUAUGUGACUCUGUAUGUGGACAACAUCAGGGCUAUUGUUCAGAAGGAAGACGGUAGUCGCCCGUUCCUAGUCUCCAGUCCCACUAACGGAGUAGAGUCUCAGCAGGAGGGCUGGGUGGCCCACGACCCCUACGACCUACACUAUGGAGACACACACUACUAUAGCUACAGCCAUGACUGCUGGGACUGGACGGCCCUGCCCCGCACACGCUUCGCCUCCGAGUACGGCUUCCAGUCCUGGCCCUCCUUCUCCACCUUGCAGAAGGUGUCUGUGUCAGAAGACUGGAGUUAUGGGAGUAACUUCUCGUCUCACCGUCAGCACCACCAGACUGGCAACCUGCAGAUGCUGCAACAGGCUGGACUACACUACCAUCUCCCAGCCUCAGCAGAUCCACUGAAGAGAUACAAGGACACACUGUACAUCACACAGGUCAUGCAGUCCCAGUGUGUUAAGGUCCAGACAGAGUUCUACCGCCGCAGCCAGAGUGAGGUCAUCGAGGGCAAAGGUCACACCAUGGGAGCUCUCUACUGGCAACUCAAUGAUAUCUGGCAGGGCCCUUCCUGGUCCUCUAUAGAGUUUGGUGGGAAGUGGAAGAUGCUCCAUUACUUUGCCAAGGACUUCUUCUCCCCUGUGCUUCCGGUGGGCUUUGAGGACCAGGGUAGUCUGGUGGUCUAUGCUGUGUCUGACCUGAGCCACGACCUUCACCUCAGAACUGUGGUUUCAGUCCAUGAGUGGAGCAGUCUGGAUCCUGUGUGCACUGUGGCUUCCGGAUUGGUGCUCGUGGAAGGAGGAAGUGCUGAGGUCAUCCACAAACAGCCAAUCACAGCCCUGCUGGCGGGGUGUGGGAGCGGGAGCUGUACCCGCCUCACCUGUCUCCUGACCUUUCACCUUGAGGACGUCAACAGCCAGCAAGGUCCCAUUAACCACCUCUUCCUCAGCUCGCCCAAAAAUGCCCAGUGGAUGCUGAGACCCAACAUCACAGCCGAGGUGCAGCAGGACGAGAUGGGAGGAUACACCGUGACCCUGCAGUCCUCUGCCGUAGCAGCUUUCGUAUGGCUGGAUGUGGGGGACGUCCCAGGACGAUUCGGCACCAACGGAUUCCUCAUGGUCACCAGGAACAGAACAGUCACCUUUAACCCCUGGGGUCCCACCAGUACCCAGCAGCUAGCCCAGGCACUGACUGUUACGUCAUUGAGAGAUGUGUACUGACUAUCUUGCGUAUCAAAUGGUAUCCUAUACCCUACAUAGUGCACAACUUUAGACCAGAGCUCUAUGGGUUGUCCACUAUAUAGGGAAUAGGGUGCCAUUUUGGACGUACUUACUGAACCAGUACCCAGGAGUUAACCCAAAACCCUCUCCCUAACCUCUCUGAGAUGAGUACUGUGACCUUCUCCCUAACCUCUCUCUGAGAUGAGUAUACCUCCGGAAGUGAGGCUAAUUACUGAGGAUACCUGCAGACGUCAGGCUAAUUACUGAGGAUACCUCCAGACGUCAGGCUAAUUACUGUGGAUACCUGCAGACGUCAGGCUAAUUACUGAGGAUACCUCCAGACGUCAGGCUAAUUACUGAGGAUACCUCCAGACGUCAGGCUAAUUACUGAGGAUACCUCCAGACGUCAGGCUAAUUACUGAGGAUACCUCCAGACGUCAGGCUAAUUACUGAGGAUACCUCCAGACGUCAGGCUAAUUACUGAGGAUACCUCCAGACGUCAGGCUAAUUACUGAGGAUACCUCCAGACGUCAGGCUAAUUACUGAGGAUACCUCCAGACGUCAGGCUAAUUAAAUUUCAUGUGGUGCUCCUAAUUGUUUAAAGUAGGGAGCACCAGUGCUACCAAUGAUUAAUAAAAAAAAAAAAAUUAAAGCCCUUACUGAGACCCUCUCUGAGAUGAGUACUGAGACCCCCUCCCUAACCUCUCUCUGAGAUGAGUACUGAGACCCUCUCCCUAACCUCUCUGAGAUGAGUACUGAGACCCCCUCCCUAACCUCUCUGAGAUGAGUACUGAGACCUUCUCUCUGAGAUGAGUACUGAGACCCUCUCCCUAACCUCUCUCUGAGAUGAGUACUGAGACCCUCUCCUAACCUCUCUGAGAUGAGUACUGAGACCCCCUCCCUAACCUCUCUCUGAGAUGAGUACUGAGACCCCCUCCCUAACCUCUCUGAGAUGAGUACUGAGACCCCCUCCCUAACCUCUCUGAGAUGAGUACUGAGACCCCCUCCCUAACCUCUCUGAGAUGAGUACUGAGACCCCCUCCCUAACCUCUAUGAGAUGAGUACUGAGACCCUCUCCCUAACCUCUCUCUGAGAUGAGUACUGAGACCCUCUCCCUAACCUCUCUGAGAUGAGUACUGAGACCCUCUCCCUAACCUCUCUGAGAUGAGUACUGAGACCCCCUCCCUAACCUCUCUGAGAUGAGUACUGAGACCUUCUCUCUGAGAUGAGUACUGAGACCCUCUCCCUAACCUCUCUCUGAGAUGAGUACUGAGACCCUCUCCCUAACCUCUCUGAGAUGAGUACUGAGACCCCCUCCCUAACCUCUCUCUGAGAUGAGUACUGAGACCCCCUCCCUAACCUCUCUGAGAUGAGUACUGAGAC
This is a messenger RNA of Oncorhynchus masou masou (cherry salmon), 4297 nucleotides long. RefSeq names its product beta-mannosidase-like. Gene Ontology annotation, molecular function: beta-mannosidase activity. Gene Ontology annotation, biological process: carbohydrate metabolic process; glycoprotein catabolic process. Lineage: Eukaryota; Metazoa; Chordata; Actinopteri; Salmoniformes; Salmonidae. The record is from RefSeq and is a predicted model, not a curated record.